Symphalangus syndactylus (siamang) is the source of this 7588-nucleotide messenger RNA. RefSeq names its product helicase, POLQ like (gene HELQ). Lineage: Eukaryota; Metazoa; Chordata; Mammalia; Primates; Hylobatidae. The record is from RefSeq and is a predicted model, not a curated record. Gene Ontology annotation, molecular function: nucleic acid binding; ATP binding.
GAGGCUUAUGAUUGGACAAAGUAGAAGUUUAUGCUUGCUUCCGGUCCGCGAGCUCCGAGAGCUAACUUGGGGUCUUUACCCAAGGUGGAUGUAGAAGCGGGCGCCGGCCUCCCACUCUCCCUUCCAUAUGGGCUUAGCGUUUGGGUCACUGAGAACGACGUCUGAAUAGGGUCCUGGGUCCUUGCCAUGGAUGAAGGUGGUUCCCGCAUCCGCCGGCGGGUGUCUCUCCCCAAAAGGAACCGUCCAAGCCUAGGGUGUAUUUUUGGUGCUCCCACCGCGGCCGAGCUCGAGCCCGGAGAUGAGGGGAAAGAGGAGGAGGAAAUGGUGGCUGAGAACAGGAGGCGGAAAACCGCGGGCGUACUGCCGGUCGAGGUACAGCCCCUUCUACUCUCAGAUUCCCCCGAAUGUCUCGUCCUUGGAGGUGGUGAUACAAACCCGGACCUCCUACGUCGCAUGCCCACUGACAGAGGGGUGGGAGACCAGCAUAAUGACAGUGAAGUGGACAUGUUUGGUGACUAUGAUAGCUUUACUGAAAACUCCUUUAUAGCUCAAGUUGACGACCUGGAACAAAAAUAUAUGCAACUCCCUGAACAUAAGAAACAUGCUACAGACUUUGCCACUGAAAAUCUUUGCUCGGAAAGUAUCAAGAACAAACUCAGCAUUACUACCAUAGGCAACCUUACUGAAUUACAAACUGAUAAGCACACAGAGAACCAGAGUGGAUAUGAAGGUGUCACUAUUGAACCUGGAGCUGAUCUUUUGUAUGAUGUACCUUCCUCACAGGCUCUAUACUUUGAAAAUUUGCAGAACUCUUCAAAUGAUUUGGGUGAUCAUUCUAUGAAAGAAAGGGAUUGGAAGUCAUCCUCUCACAACACUGUGAAUGAGGAACUGCCCCAUAAUUGCAUAGAGCAACUCCAGCAAAAUGAUGAGUCCUCUUCCAAAGUCAGAACUAGUUCAGAUAUGAAUAGGAGAAAAAGUAUUAAAGAUCAUCUAAAAAGUGCCAUGACUGGAAAUGCCAAGGCCCAGACACCAAUAUUUUCUAGAAGUAAACAGCUCAAAGACACUCUCCUAUCUGAGGAAAUUAAUGUUGCUAAGAAAACAAUUGAGUCAUCAUCAAAUGACCUUGGUCCUUUUUAUUCAUUACCCAGCAAAGUGAGAGACCUUUAUGCCCAGUUCAAGGGAAUUGAAAAAUUAUAUGAAUGGCAACAUACUUGUUUAACAUUGAAUUCUGUGCAAGAAAGAAAAAAUUUAAUAUAUUCCUUGCCAACAAGUGGUGGAAAAACCCUCGUGGCUGAGAUUUUAAUGCUGCAAGAACUACUUUGCUGUCGGAAAGAUGUUUUAAUGAUUCUUCCAUAUGUGGCAAUUGUCCAAGAAAAGAUUUCAGGUUUGUCCAGUUUUGGUAUAGAACUCGGUUUCUUUGUUGAAGAAUAUGCUGGAAGCAAAGGAAGAUUUCCUCCAACUAAAAGAAGGGAAAAGAAAUCACUCUAUAUUGCCACGAUUGAAAAAGGACAUAGCUUGGUGAACUCUUUGAUUGAAACUGGAAGAAUUGACAGUCUGGGUCUGGUUGUUGUAGACGAGUUGCACAUGAUUGGUGAAGGAAGCCGUGGAGCUACACUGGAAAUGACCCUAGCAAAAAUCCUCUACACUAGCAAAACAACUCAAAUUAUUGGUAUGAGUGCAACAUUAAACAAUGUUGAAGACCUACAAAAGUUUCUUCAAGCAGAAUAUUAUACCAGUCAAUUUAGACCAGUUGAGUUAAAAGAAUAUCUGAAAAUAAAUGAUACAAUAUAUGAAGUUGACAGCAAAGCUGAGAAUGGCAUGACUUUUUCACGUCUCCUUAAUUAUAAGUAUUCUGAUACUCUAAAAAAGAUGGAUCCUGAUCACUUGGUAGCAUUGGUGACAGAAGUUAUUCCCAAUUAUUCCUGCUUAGUUUUUUGUCCUAGUAAGAAGAACUGUGAAAAUGUAGCAGAAAUGAUAUGCAAAUUUUUAAGCAAGGAAUAUCUGAAACACAAGGAGAAAGAAAAAUGUGAGAUGAUUAAGAACUUGAAGAAUAUUGGCAAUGGCAAUCUGUGUCCUGUUUUAAAGCGCACUAUCCCAUUUGGAGUUGCCUAUCACCAUAGUGGCUUAACAAGUGAUGAAAGGAAACUCUUGGAGGAGGCCUACUCCACAGGAGUGCUCUGUCUUUUUACCUGUACAUCUACCUUAGCAGCAGGUGUCAACCUACCAGCUCGAAGAGUUAUUUUAAGAGCUCCCUAUGUUGCUAAGGAAUUUUUAAAGAGGAAUCAAUAUAAACAGAUGAUUGGCAGAGCUGGUCGUGCUGGAAUAGAUACUAUUGGGGAGAGUAUCCUCAUAUUGCAAGAAAAAGACAAACAACAGGUAUUGGAGUUAAUAACUAAACCAUUGGAAAACUGUUACAGCCAUCUUGUUCAGGAAUUCACCAAGGGAAUCCAAACAUUAUUUCUCUCUUUGAUUGGUUUGAAGAUUGCAACAAAUCUUGAUGACAUCUGUCACUUCAUGAAUGGUACAUUUUUUGGUGUUCAGCAAAAGAUUUUAUUGAAAGAAAAAAGUCUCUGGGAAAUAACUGUUGAAUCACUUAGAUACCUGACAGAAAAAGGACUCCUACAAAAAGACACUAUUUAUAAGUCUGAAGAAGAGGUCCAAUAUAAUUUUCAUAUUACAAAGUUGGGACGUGCUUCAUUUAAGGGAACUAUAGAUUUAGCUUAUUGUGACAUUCUCUACAGAGACUUGAAGAAAGGUCUUGAAGGACUUGUGCUUGAAAGCCUUCUUCAUCUAAUCUACCUAACAACCCCCUAUGAUCUGGUUUCACAGUGUAACCCUGAUUGGAUGAUAUACUUCAGGCAGUUCAGCCAACUCAGUCCAGCAGAACAAAAUGUAGCUGCCAUUCUUGGAGUCUCUGAAAGCUUUAUUGGGAAGAAAGCAUCAGGCCAAGCCAUCAGAAAGAAGGUGGACAAGGACGUUGUCAACAGGCUAUAUCUGUCUUUUGUUCUUUAUACCUUGCUCAAAGAGACCAACAUUUGGACUGUAUCUGAAAAAUUUAAUAUGCCUCGAGGAUAUAUACAAAAUCUUCUCACUGGAGCUGCCUCAUUCUCAUCUUGUGUGUUACAUUUCUGUGAGGAGCUUGAGGAGUUUUGGGUUUACAGAGCCCUUUUGGUAGAACUUACCAAGAAGCUGACUUACUGUGUAAAGGCAGAAUUAAUCCCUCUCAUGGAAGUUACUGGAGUUUUAGAGGGUCGAGCAAAACAGUUAUACAGUGCAGGUUACAAAAGUCUAAUGCACUUAGCUAAUGCAAAUCCUGAAGUGCUCGUAAGGACAAUUGAUCAUUUAUCAAGACGCCAAGCCAAGCAAAUUGUUUCAUCAGCAAAGAUGCUGUUGCAUGAAAAAGCAGAGGCCCUGCAAGAAGAGGUAGAAGAGCUGCUAAGAUUGCCUUCUGAUCUCCCUGGUGCUGUGGCUUCUUCCACUGACAAAGCAUGAAGCUAUCUGAUGAGCAUUUUCACGAGCACGGAGUUUCCCUCUUAUUGCCCAGGCUAGAGUGCAAUGGCGCGAUCAUGGCUCACCGCAAACCUCCGCCUCCCAGGUUCAAGCCAUUCUGCCUCAGCCUCCCUAGUAGGUGGGAUUACAGGCAUGCGCCACCACGCCCGGCUAAUUUUGUAUUUUUAGUAGAGAUGGGGUUUCUCCAUGUUGGUCAGGCUGGUCUCGAACUCCCGACCUCAGGUGAUCCGUCUGCCAUGGCCUUCCAAAGUGCUGGGAUUACAGGCGUGAGCCACCGCGCCUGGCCUUAUUUUCUUUUUUAUGAGACAGAGUCUCGCUCUGUUGCCCGGGCUGGAGUGCAGUGGUGCAAUCUCGGCUCACUGCAGCCUCCAACUCCCGGGUUCAAGCGAUUCUCCUGCCUCAGCCUCCCCAGUCACUGGGACUACAGGCAUGUGCCACCACGCCUGGCUAAUUUUUGUAUUUUUAGUAGAGACAGGGUUUCACCAUGUUGUCUAGAAUGGUCUCUAACUCCUCACCUCAGGUGAUCCGCCCACUUCAGCCUCCCGAAGUGCUGGGAUUACAGGCGUGAGCCACUGCACUCAGCCAGAAGUGUAUAUUUUCUUUUGUUACACUCAAUGACAAUAAUAAGGGUGACAAUAAACUACCAUUUAUUGAAGGUUUGCCAAGUGCCGGCACUAUGAUGAACACUUUCAUGCUUUGUCUAGAUGAUUCCUUGCAGCCAUCUGAGAUGCUGUUUUUUACCUCACAUUACCAAUGUGGAAAGUGUGGCUUGCCAGGAUCACCCCAUUAUCAAGUGACAGAGCCUAGACUCAUCCCUGAUCACACUGAUAAUUCUGUUUUUGAUUGUGUUCAUUUGCAGCGCAAGCUACUCUACAUGUGUUUGGAAAGGAAUGGAUCAAGAUGGCAGACUGAGCAUAUGUGUUUGCCCUUCCUCUUGCCUAAAAUCCCAUGAAAUGAUUUAAAAUAGAGAUUUGGGCCAGGUGCAGUGGCUCACGCCUGUAAUCGCAGUACUUUGGGAGGCUGAAGUGGGUGGAUCACUGGAGGUCAGGAGUUUGAGACCAGCCUGGCCAACACGGUGAAACCCUUUCUCUAAUAAAAAUACAAAAAUUAGCCGGGUGUGGUAGUGGACGCCUGUAAUCCCAGCCACUUGGGUGUCUGAGGCAGGAGAAUCACUUGAACCCUGGAAGCAGAGGUUGAAGUGAGCCAAGAUCACGCCAUUGUACUCUAGCCUGGGCAACAGAGCAAAACUCCAUCUCAAAAUAAAAAAUAAAUAAAUAAAAUAGAGAUUUGAAAAUAGCCCAAGUAUAUAAUAGCACAGAAAAACAGUGAAGACUGGCACUAACACAUAGGGUCACAAAGAUUAAAAAGCCAAAUGGAGCAUCCUAGGCCAGCAGGCUUUUCCUGCUCCCUCACUGUUGCAGAAUAGUACACACUAGUGGCAUUUCCUACAAAGGUAAAACAGUAUCCCACAGGAUCCAGCAAGGAGUGAAAGAUAGAAGAUAAUCCACACACCUACAAGAAAAGCUACUGGCUCAAACCCUCAGCGUGUUACCACAAUCUGGUAACAGAAAAAGCAGAAAACAAGGAUUCUCACGUACUAAGUUGCUCAGAGAACCAAGAAUGCCAAAUGUUUAUGAGUAAAGUCAACAUCAUAAAAUAGAGACAGCAAUUCAGCGAACAGAAGAAUUACAAUCUCAGGAGGCAAUUAAUAAGCAACGGAUCAAGAUUUUAGAAAACCAUAAUUAAUAUUUUAGGGUAGAUGCCUAGAUAGAAGGCAAAGGUCAAAUUAUCAUAUCAGAAGUUAAUAUUUUGAUCAAAAUGAAAAACUCAAUAGCUGGCUGGGCACAGUGGCUCACAUCUGUAAUCCCAGCACUUUGGGAGGCAAAGGUGGGCAGAUUGCUUGAGUCCAGGAGUUUGAGACCAGCCUGGCCAACAUGGUGAAACCCCAUCUCUACUAAAAAUACAAAAAAAAAAAAAAAAAUUAGCCAGGCAUGAUGGUGCAUGCCUGUAAUCCUAGCUACUCAGGUGGCUGAGACAGGAGAAUCACUUAAACCCAGGAGGUGGAGGUUGCAGAUAGCAGGAAUAGUCAGACCUGGAGAGCCAAUUAGUGAUUUCCAAGUUUGAGUUGAAGAAUCUUUCUGAGCUGCAUAACCAUAGAACAAAAAAAUUGCUAACUAUGAAAGAAAACAAUGAAAGGUAUGGAGGAGAGAUUCAGACAUCUGUAUGUCUAAAAAGCAUACCAGAGGAAGAGAACAAAUAAAUACAAGAUAAAUUUCCCUGGAGCUGAUGAAAAACAGAUUGAAAGGGCCCCACCAGGUCCUGACCAAUACCUAGACACAUGGCAAUGAAAAACCAGAACGCUCAGGAUAAAGCCUCUAGAGAGAAAAAAAUAAGAACAGAUUACAGUCCAAAGGAAUGAGAAUUCUAUUAAUACCUAUUUAUUGCUGUGCUGAAAGACAAUAAAGCCAUAUCUUCAGAGGUAUAGAGAAAAGACCCCAGUCAUCUAUGCCCAUCCUAGUGUAGAGAUAAAAUAAACACCUUGAGACAUGCAGGAAAUUACAGAAUUAAACAUUCUCUCUAAGACUUCAGGCUUUUUGUGAGAGAGAAUUAAACUAAUAUAUUUAAGCCAUUUAAAUUUUGGGGGGGGCACAACAGUUUAUCUUUUUUUCAAAGGAUGUAACCUAUUAGACCCCUGUGGCUUAUUCUUCAUUGACUGUAGAUGUCAACACAGAGAGAGCUAUUUUAGCACAAUUCUGAAAGAUCAGAUUCAAAGGAAAAUAUCUAAUUGGUGACUUCACCUUUCAUACCUAACCUGGAAUAGGAAUACAUCAGUCUCUUAGAAAGGUUCUGAUGUUAGUUUUGUAUCUCUGAAGCAGUCUUCACUCUCUAAAUACAAUGGAAAAUGUCCAGGUUGAAGCAAGGUCGAGAGAUAAAUUAUUACUUCUCUUCUACUUUUAAAACAUGUAGAUAGGUGUGAAGAUCACAAGAAAUGCAAUAUUGACAAGCAACAAUGAUUUUUUAAUGUUCCUCUUGUGAAAAUGUAGGAUCUAUCAGGAUAUUAUAUGAUAGAUUCACUCAAAUGUUCCUGAAAGACAUUAAUACAUAUGAAAAAGGACAGUGGGUUAAAGCUGUAUUGCACCAGACUAAAUAAAAUGAGUGGAUAGUUUUCUGAGAGCCAUACCCUCCAGACAGCUGGAAUAAUCACACCAAAAUAUUGGGCAAUUGUUUUCUGCCACCGACUGCACCCCAACCAAGGACUCUGCACUGCAUAGUACGGAGGUAUGAUCUGCCUUCCCCACUGAGUUGGUGGCUUUGAGCUCUCUGUUGUCCCUUAUGAUUAUGCUUAGAAUGUUCUAAAGCAAACUUGGAGGAGAAAACUGGUAUGAUGAAUUAGUGGGCUUCAUUUCCUUCAUUUUUCACUGUUAAAAUAGUCCUUCGAUCCUUGUCUUCAGAAGCUAUGGAAGUGGUAUGUGGCCACUUGAAGUACUUCUUGAAGAUGUGAUAAAUGUCUUUCAAGAGAACUACAGGUAGGCAAUAUAUAACAAUUUUGCUAUUCAGAAUAGGUAUUAUUCUGGAGGAAAUAACCGAAUUUUGCUUUAACUGAACCACAUGUAUUAGAUGAUCAAACUCCCCACCAAAACGAGGUAUCUGCACAUCGAUGGCAGCAAAGUUUUCAUCUAAGGUCUGUGCUCAAACGAGUGACCUAGCAGCACAAGUGAAUACACUGGUAGACUCUGGUGUUUAAAAUUCAGUACAUUGCCUGGGCACAGUGGCUCACGCCUGUAAUCCCAACACUUUAGAAGGCCAAGGCUGGAGGAUCGCUUGAGGCCAGGAGUUCAAGAUCAGCCUGGGCAACAUAGUGAGACCCCCUUCUCUACAAAAUAUAAGAGAAUUAGCUGGGUGUGCUGUUGCACACCUGCAGUCCCUGCUACUCAUGAGGCUGAGGCAGGAGGAUUGCUUGAGCCCAGGAGCUCGAUGUUGCAGUGGGCUGUGAUUGCACCACUGAACUCCAGCCUAGACAAUAAAGUGAGACCCUGUCUCCAGAAAUAAAAUAAAAUAGAAAGCUGUACAUUUUGCA